Messenger RNA from Insectozyma verbasci, 1384 nucleotides. Lineage: Eukaryota; Fungi; Ascomycota; Pichiomycetes; Serinales; Debaryomycetaceae. The record is from the annotation of a GenBank genome assembly.
AUGGGUAUUAAUAAUCCAAUUCCAAGAAGCUUACGUAGUGAAUCAAAGUAUGUUGAAAAAAAGCAUUGAUUGUAAGUUAAUAUUUACUAACCAAUUGCUUUCUAGAAAAGCUGCUAAAGUUUUGGCAUCAUUUAUUAAGCCAAAUCAACUCGCCGGGCCUGAUCAAAUUAUACCCCCAAGAAUUUUGAAAAAUGCAAAAGGUUUAGCUAUUAUAACAGUUUUAAAAGCAGGUUUCUUAUUCUCAGGUAGAGCAGGUUCAGGAGUUAUAGUUGCAAGAUUACCAGAUGGUUCUUGGAGUGGUCCAUCAGCAAUUGUUACUGCAGGUGCAGGUGCUGGUGGACAAAUUGGUGCAGAAUUGACUGAUUUUGUUUUUGUUUUAAAUACUAAGGCUGCCGUUGAUACAUUUGCUCAAAUGGGAUCUGUUACAUUGGGUACAAAUGUUUCAGUUGCUGCCGGUCCAUUAGGUAGAAGUGCAGAAGCUGCUGGUACAGCAUCAUUAAGUUCAGUUUCUGCAGUUUUUGCAUAUUCAAAAACAAAAGGUUUAUAUGCUGGUGUUUCAUUAGAAGGUUCUGCAAUUAUGGAAAGAAGAGAAGCAAAUCGUAAAUUUUAUGGUUCAAAUUGUAAAGCAAGAAAUAUUUUAGCUGGUCAAGUUGAUAUACCUCCAGCUUGUGAAUCAUUAAUGAGAGUUUUAAAUUCAAAAGUUUUUAAUAAUAGAAUGGCUUAUGAUGAAGAUGAUUUUUAUAAUGAUGAUUAUUAUGAUGAUAUUCCUGAUGAAUUUUCAGAUACAACAUCAGAUUAUUCAAGUAGACGUGGUAGCCGUCGUAAUACAGUUGGUGGAUUCGGUGGUGGAGGAAGAUCAAGAAAUAAAAGAUAUCCUGAUGAUGAUUAUGAUGAUGAUUAUUCAAAUGAUGAUUAUUCAGAUGAUGAUUAUACCCCAAGUUCAUCACGAAGAAGAGCAGAUUCAACAAGACAUACAUCAAAUACAAGUAAAAGAUCAACAUGGGAAGAUGAUGUGUAUGACCUGCAGUAUAAUAAUAAUGGAAAUGGUAAAUAUGGUAGAUUAAGAGGUAAUAGUGAUGUUGAUAGAUUAGGUUCAAGAUUAAAUUCAACAAGAUUAUCACCAAAUAAACAAAAUUCAUCAUCGGGAGCUCCAUCUCGACCAUCAACUUCAUCAAAACCAAAUUUUGGUGGUGCUCAAAAGACAAAUUCAAAUCAAGCAAUUGCUUUAUAUACAUUUAAAGGUGAACAAAAUGGAGAUUUACCAUUUAAAAAAGGAGAUGUCAUUGAUAUUUUAAAGAAGUCAGAAACUGUUGAUGAUUGGUGGACAGGAAGAAAUAACGGAGUAACAGGUAUAUUUCCUGCAAACUAUGUAGAAUUACUUUAA